Molecule: messenger RNA, 1002 nt
Organism: Camellia sinensis
Lineage: Eukaryota; Viridiplantae; Streptophyta; Magnoliopsida; Ericales; Theaceae
Source: RefSeq, a predicted model, not a curated record
AUCCAAUGGCCACCCACCUCUCUUCUCUCCUUAAAUCCCCCUUCAAAUCCACAUACCCAAUUCACACACCCCAAAAUAGACAAUUUCAUAUAUAUUUUUAGAGAGAGAGAAAGAUAAAAAAACAACAGAGUUUUAGAAAGAGAAACACACAGUUUUUGUUUGUGGGCAGGUGGGUGAAGAAGAAGAAGAAAAAGAAGAUGAACAUGAAUAAUGUCUUGGAUUCUCCGCUUGAAGCCUUGGCCGUCAAUUAUCUCAGCUUCGGUUUCUUAACGGCCGUCAAUAAGAUAUGGACCUGGGUCGCCGUUAUAACCGCCGCUGUCAGUCUCUGGCGAAUCAAAGCCUCCGGUGGCCCAACAUCCGACCCAGAUGAGCUUCCUCCGCCUGACACGGCGGCGCUUAAUUCCGAGCCACCUUCAACUUCAACAGAGUCAGUGGCGGUGGCGAGUGCUCCGGCGGUUUGUGCGGUGGAGACGACAGAGGCGGUGACGAGAGGGAAGUUUACGGUGUAUUACGAGGAUGACAGUGAGGUGGAUGAGGGCGGGGAUGGGGAUUUUGGGGAAGUGGGUUGUGGAGGAGCAGAGAAUUUGUGUGAUGGGUGGAAAUGGAAAUGGGAAAAAGAGAUGAAGAUGAGAAUGGGGGAUGAGAUGGGUUGGUAUCAUUAUCAGGACUUGACGGUGCUUGACGGUAAUGUUGUCAGGUUAUGGGAUGGUUGUAAGGGCAGAAGUAGCAACAACGACAUCAAUAUCUCAUUCUCUCAACUAGUGUCUCAACUAGUGUUAUGUAGUGAUAGUUGAAGAAGAAUUGUAGUUGUUUGGUGUAGUAACAAUUAAAAAAAAAAAAAAAAAAUCUUUAAAUUGUAUAUAUGGAUGAUGAUGAUGGAUGGAUGGGUGGCCAUGUUAUACCAGCAUUAAUUCAGUAAUGCAAGCUUCCAUUUUUGUUCUCUCUCUCUCUCUGUAUCUGAAGAACAAUUAUGCUGAUGAUGAACUUUUUGGUUUGCUUCUU